Eruca vesicaria subsp. sativa (arugula) is the source of this 1155-nucleotide messenger RNA. Lineage: Eukaryota; Viridiplantae; Streptophyta; Magnoliopsida; Brassicales; Brassicaceae. The record is from the annotation of a GenBank genome assembly.
AUGGAGGACAUUGACAGCAUAGAGGAAGAUGAGUAUGGGUUCUCAAGAAACUAUUUUCUGGCUAAAGAGUUGGGUGGGUCAAGCAAGAAGUCAGCGCGUAAGCUCUCUGAUAUUAAUAUUGUUGAUGAACAUGAGCUUCGAGAAACUGCGUUUAAUAUUGAAACGAAGCAUGAGAAAGAGAUUUUUGAGCUUUUGGAUGAUUACAAGACUAUGUACCCGAAGUGGGUGUUUGAACUCAGGUGUGGCUUUGGGCUUCUAAUGUACGGCGUUGGAUCUAAAAAAGGUUUGAAUGAAGACUUUGCAUCUUCUUCUUUGACUGAGUAUUUUGUUGUUGUCAUCAAUGGCUACCUUCCUUCAAUAAAUCUAAAACAGGCACUCUUUUCUAAUUUUGGAUCAAUAGCUGAACUUCUGUCUGAGCUGUUGAAAUCUAGAAGAAAGAGUUCUGGGACUCCGACUAAAGGUCAAGAAGCAUUCCCUUCAUGCUCCAUUGAUGAUAUACUUCCCUUUCUACAUGGCUCACAGUCUGAAGACAAAGACUGCUUCAUAUGCGUUGUUGUUCAUAACAUUGACGGCACUGCUCACCAUUAUCAUAUGAUUAAUUUUACAGUAGCAGAUGGUCUUGUUUUAGAGAAAACCUCAUCACCAUUAGGAGUUCUCCUGAUUGUUUUUGAGUCCAGACCUGAUGCACUUGUACAGAAUGCUUCUUUUCAGGAAACCCUUCUAGUGCAUAAGGAUCUAGAGCAGAAUGCUGUGUUCAAUGAGCUUAUAUUCGCUCUCCAGAGCAAUGGAGUCACUUUGUAUGGUGGAACAAGGGCAAGUGCAAUACUGAACAUACCAGAAGCACGGACGUUCAAGCAUGAGUACUGUUCAAAGUCUUGCACCGUUGAAGUUGUAGAUGAUGUCUAUGGUGAUAUAGAUCACAUUCACGGACAUGGAAGUGCACACACAGACUGCAUUGUGACAGAAGAUCCAGAAGUUGCAGAGCUAUUCCUUCGCCAAGUACAUAGUGCUGCUGUGUUUCACAACGCAAGCACAAGAUUCUCUGAUGGUUUUCGAUUUGGACUUGGUGCUGAGGUGGGAAUAAGCACAGGCAGGAUCCAUGCCCGUGGUCCUGUUGGAGUUGAAGGAUUUCUUACAACAAAAUGUGUGGAAUAA